ACUGCGCUCACGCCACAAACUGAUUACAUUCUGUGCCACUGCCUGUCCCUGAAUGAUUUAUCCUUUCAAAAUAAACAAUGUGACAUAGCAAAAUAUUUGCUAGCAGUCUAGCCUGCACAGUAUUCAUAGAGGUGUCACUGCAGAUAAAGGCUAACUGCAAGCCUGUCAGAAAUACAGUCAUAUCACUAUAGCAGCGAUGGCGCCUAAUUCUUAUCAUAACAAUUUCACUUAGCCUAUGUUAAUUAUGAAUCUCUCAAAAUUAACAGGUACUCCAAUGCGACCAUUGUGUGGCUUGACAUCAUGAGGAUAACAUUGGUAGCUUUGAGCAGCAUAGUCUCCCAUCAUGUUGCCAGGGGCAGUACGUCACUUGGUCCCUCUGUGGCUCUCUGCUUUGACUGCUGGCUGGUUACAGUGUGAGGCAGGGCCAGGGAGAUGGCUGCUGGGACAGGUCUUGAGGAGAGCCUACACCUCCACAAGAGCAAGGCAGGCUGCAGCAGGGGACAGUGCCCCUGUGUUUUCCAGAGCCCGAGUGUACAGGGACAAGCUGGCCAUGGUGGACGACAGUGGGAGCCACAGCUACAGGGUGUUGUAUGGCAGUAGUAGGGGCCUGGCUGGGCGUAUCAAGGCAGUUCUGGACUGUCCCUCUGGGGACCUGCAGGGAAAGCGCAUCUCCUUCCUGUGUGCCAACGAUGCCUUGUACACGGUAGCCCAGUGGGCGUCCAUCUGCCCCCACCUACAGCCUCAGCUGUCUUCUGGAAGCCCCAGAGACCCAGCCUGAGCCUGGCAUCACAGACUGGGCCCAGCGUCCUGCCAUGAUCAUUUACACCAGCGGCACCACAGGCAGGCCCAAAGGGGUUCUCCAUACUCACAGCAACAUCCAGGCCAUGGUUCAGGUUCUAGUGUCAGAGUGGGGCUGGUCCAGAGAUGAUGUCAUCCUUCACACCUUUCCCCUGCACCACAUCUAUGGCAUCGUCAACAAGCUGCUCUGACCUCUCUGGGUGGGUGCCACCACCGUCAUGCUGCCUACCUUCCAGCCUCAGAAGGUAUGGGAAGUCCUGCUCAGCUCCAAGGCUCUUAUGGUGAAUGUGUUCAUGGCUGUUCCAACCAUCUACUCCGAGCUGAUCCGGCACUAUGAGCAGCACUUCACCCAGCCACACGACCAGGACUUUGUCAGGGCUGCCUGCAAGGAGAGAAUCAGGCUGAUGGUGUCUGGCUCAUCCGCCCUGCCUCAGCCCACCCUGCUACGCUGGGAGGAGAUCACAGGACACACCCUGUUGGAGUGCUACAGCAUGACAGAGAUAGGCAUGGCCCUGUCCAACCCCCUGGAGGGUCCUCGUAUCCCAGGUGCAGUCGGUGUCCCUCUUCCAGGAGUGGAGGUUUGCAUCGUCAUGACGAAAGCAACCAGCACCACCGUCACCGAGGGCAACAGCAGAGAAACUCAGGUAUUCAGUGCGUUGGAGGGGGAGCUGAUGGUGCGGGGAGACCAGGUCUUCACAGAGUACCUUAACAAACCAGAGGCCACCAGGGAGUCUUUCACUGAGGACGGCUGGUUCAAAACAGGGGACACAGUGGUCUAUACGGAUGGAGUGUACUGGAUCAUGGGCUGCACCUCUGUGGACAUCAUAAAGAGUGGAGGCUAUAGGAUCAGUGCUCUGGAGGUGCAGCGACCCCUGCUAGCCCACCCUGAUACCACAGAUGUGGCUGUGAUUGGUGCUCGGGACGCCACCUGGGGACAGAAGGUGACAGCGGUGGUGCGGAGCAUGACCCUGUCAGAGCUGAAGACCUGGGGCAGGUUACAGGCAAAACAAAGGACAUUAUUGUCACACUAGUUUUAUAGCGCCAUGAAGCAGCAUUAGUAAAAAUAUAAAUAUAUAUAUAUAAAAACAUUAAAACUCCCAAUAAAUGUAGUGGUAUUUAUUUCAAAACCACUACAUAGAGGUGCUUAUAAAUCGUAGAUCUACUGUAUAUUACAUUUGUUGGUAUGUCUGCUAGCUAGCUGUGCUUUGUCAUGCUGCUCCAUUCCAUCAACCAUUUGGUGUUCAUGGUUCUGUGGCUUUACUAUUUGGGAACAUGCGAAAACCUUAAAUUGUGUGUUUUUGAAAAUAGAAUUUUGUCCAUGGCAUUUAUUGAAUUAGAGGAAGACUUCACUGCUCAGUCCCCCGGGGAGUCAUCCAGACUUGUUUAUAGUAACUGCUGCUGAAGCCUCAAAAUCAAUAGCAACCUAACUACUGGAGAGAGAGAGAGAGAGGCCACUCUCAUUUAACUGAAGGGGCCAAGGGCAGAUGUGGACUGAUGAAGGGAGCUGAGGAGAGAAUAGAGAGAGGGAGGAUGAAGAAAGGAGGGAUGAUGAUGGAGGUCUGUCAGGCAGGCAAGCCAUUGCUGUUUCGGUCUUGGCUUCUUUUUUGUUCUAAAUGUCACUGGUUUUAUUUUGCCCCCCAACACUGGCAGAAGACACAUGUCCCUUUCUGUGGAAUGGCUCAGGCCAUCUCUCUCCCUCCUUGUGCCCCCCCCCUCUCUUACUCGCUGUCUGUAUUCUUUCUUUCUGUCUAUCUCCCUCCAUCUGUCUUUGUCUUUCUCUCUAUCACUCUCUGCCCACCCCGUGUGUGUGUGUGUGUGUGUGUGUGUUUGUGCGGGUGCGUGUCUGUUUGUGCUGCGGGCUCCAUAUGGUGUGGGGGUGUGCCGGCCCUACUGCUGUGCCCUGCUGGUCCUGCAUGGUGGAUUAGCAGCGCUGCCUGUCUGCCAAUGACCCUGUCACCCCCCACCCACAGGUGCUGCCUGCGGACGGGCAAGCACAGGGCCAAAGCAGGGCCAGCCAGGGUGAAGGAGAUGGAGAGGAUGAACAGAGAGGGAGGUGGAGAAGGGGGGGGCAAACAAGUGCAUGGAUGCUCACUCCUCAGUGCCCCGGCUUCAGCUGUCACCCUGUAUCUGUGUCAAGCGCUGUGUUCACUAGCUGUGCUCACUAGCUAGUGCAGACACACACAAACACUAACAUACACACACAUACAUACAUACAUACAUACAUACAUACAUACAUACAUACAUACAUACAUACAUACAUACAUACAUACAUACAUACAUACAUACACACACAACAGGCAGAGCCUCUGAGACAUGGGUGUGUGAACAAGCCCCAUUAGAGACACACACACACACACACACACACACAGUUGUCUGACACAGCCAUGCAGCCACAUGUAUA
Oncorhynchus tshawytscha (Chinook salmon) is the source of this 3199-nucleotide messenger RNA. Its product is annotated as malonate--CoA ligase ACSF3, mitochondrial-like. The record is from RefSeq and is a predicted model, not a curated record. NCBI's taxonomy places the organism in Eukaryota, Metazoa, Chordata, Actinopteri, Salmoniformes, Salmonidae. Gene Ontology annotation, biological process: fatty acid metabolic process. Gene Ontology annotation, molecular function: medium-chain fatty acid-CoA ligase activity. The transcript has 8 exons.